Brassica rapa (field mustard) is the source of this 1707-nucleotide messenger RNA. RefSeq names its product glutaredoxin-C10. NCBI's taxonomy places the organism in Eukaryota, Viridiplantae, Streptophyta, Magnoliopsida, Brassicales, Brassicaceae. The record is from RefSeq and is a predicted model, not a curated record.
UAAUUCUUUUAAUUAUCGACUAGCUAGUACAAAUUAACUAUACCCAAACCUGUAAAUUUCUAGAAAAAUUAUGAUUAAAAAGAUAAAAGCUUUACUAUUUGAUAUGUGCUAAGAUAGUUAACAACAUGCAACAAUUAACAAAACUUUUAUUUCAUGUAAGGUAGACAAUGACAUCUGCCAUACAUAUCUCUUCUUCUUCUUCUUUCUUGACAUACAUAUUAAUUACCUAAUGAAAUCUUAAGCGCUGGCAGUUAACUAUUUGUUUAUAUAGACCGAAUAGUUCUCUUGUUCAAACAAUGAUUCAAAUGAUGUUAUUAGUUAAUUACAUAGAUGGUCCUCUAAACUUUUGUUCGCACAUGUGCCAACAUAAAUUUUCAACAAGAAAAAUAUAAUAUAUAACCACUUUUUGUUGCCAGCAGAGAUCCAUAUUCAAUAUCUGUGUUUUGUCCUAUUAGCAGGCAUUUGUUAAAAACAUUUUUUUUACGUCAUGACUCGUGAGGGAUUCAGACAAUAAACAGCACGAAGUCGUAAGACUGACGAUGAUGCUGGCGUAUUACGUAUAUACCAAGCUAUAUACAAAUAUUUCGAAUCUCUCGAACAUCCAACAUGUACGCCAGAUUUCAUGGAAAACUCAAAACCAUUCGUUUUCUUCUUUGGCUUCUAUUCCUUUUUAACAAAUUGAUGUACAAUUGAUACAUAUACAAACAUUGUACACAUACAUGCUUACAUGUGUUGUUGUAAUCAGAUUCUACGUGUGAAUUUUAACGUCCGACAGCUGCGUAAAUUAUCAGAGCUCAAUAGUUUUCUAAAAUCUUUUUCAUCUUUAAUCUCUCUUCGAAUGUUCUUAAACAUUAUUCUAAAUGAUGUCCAUUCUUAGAAGCCAUAAGUUGUGUUUCAGAAGCGACCAAGCUGACCUCAAGGAAAUACAAAAAUUGACGAAAUAAUUAUAAAAUAAAAAGAAUAAAAUAUAUAAUUACCUAAUGGUUACGUCAUUAUAGCUAUAGUGACACCCAAUAUAUAUUUCCAUUUAUGGUCCUUCUCAUUUCGCGUUGACAUCAACAAAACUCCCACUUUCUCUCUAAUGAAGAAGAUGCAAGGUUUAUGGAACUUUCCUAACGACGACGUUUCGGUAGACCUGACGGUUCCUCCUACAGCACCACCACCGUUAUCCUCCUCCACCGCCUCGACGAGCCUAUCGUUCGAUGAAGAGGAGACUUCAGAGUCCAAGAUCGAACGGUUGAUAUCGGAGCAUCCGGUGCUCAUAUUCACUCGAUCCUCCUCCUGUUGCAUGUGUCACGUCAUGAAAAAGCUUCUAUCGACCGUUGGAGUCCAUCCAACAGUGAUCGAGGUCGACGAAGAAGAGAUAGCUUGCCUCGCUGUUCAAACCGCUCCGGUGCUCUUCAUCGGUGGCGCUUGUGUCGGUGGGUUCGAGUCUCUUGUGGCACUUCACCUUAGUGGUCAUCUAGUUUCUAGACUCGUCGAGGUUGGAGCUCUAUGGGCAUAAGUGUGCUAUUAUGAAAAUAUGGUAACAAAAUCCAUUGUAUAUUUCAUGCUCUACUUUUUUUCUGUUCUUGAUUAUGAAAUGAAACACAAAACUGUUUUAUUUUCCCGUUGUGUAUUUUAAUUUUAUUUUCACUAGUAUGGUUGUUUUUCUUUAGAUUUAUCACGUGUGUGAUAUCCUCCAUCAGUUGCAAAUUAUUUCUGUUU